Chara braunii is the source of this 2756-nucleotide messenger RNA. Lineage: Eukaryota; Viridiplantae; Streptophyta; Charophyceae; Charales; Characeae. The record is from the annotation of a GenBank genome assembly.
CGAGUGCGCGAGUCUCUGCCACCCAGUCGCAGCCCUUCAGGAAGGCGAUACUGCUAUUACCUCCUGUACACCUGCAGUAAUCUCUCGUUACUCCCUCCUCCUUCACUCUCCCGCUUUCUCUCUCUCUCUCUCUCACACACCCACUCGCACGCACGCUGACACACACACAGGGCUAAAGCAACUGCACUUCUAAGGAGAGAACCGAACGCCAUUUGACUGGAAAGACGGGCAAGGGUUGACAUCUCGGCACACACACACACACACACACACACACACACACACACACACACACACACACACAGAGAGAGAGAGAGAGAGAGAGAGAGAGAGAGAGAGAGAGAGAGAGAGAGAUGGCAAGGUCAAGGCGCGGAAGGAGGAGUGGGAGGCGGAAGCGGAAGAGGCGAAGGGGCCCAAAACGCGCCUUGCCCCCCUACAUGUUCUUUUGCAAGCAGCAGCGAAAAUCAGUCAUCGAGGAGCAUCCGGACGCCUCCUUCGGCGACGUGGGCAAAAUCCUUGGACAGAAAUGGCGCCGAAUGUCCGACGUAGAAAAGAAGCCGUUCCUAUCAAAGGCCGUCAAGGACAAGAAGAGGUAUCGCAAGCAAAUGCGCAAGAGGGCGAAGAAGCAAUUGCGCAGACUGGGAGGGAGAGAAGGAUGGAAGACCAAGAGUGUGGGACGACAAGAGUGCUUGGCGACGUCGCGAGAUGUCUCUGUGGGCAAGUCAUAGCAAACCAAAUCCGUCGGCGUGUUGCCAUAAUGGUGAACCAAAGGCUAAACGCACACCAAGGCGACAAACCAUACAUUCGUGCGACGACCAGAAUGACCAGAAGGAGCCGAGGAGGGACGCAUUCAUUGUACAUAGACGCGAGGGAUAUGAAUCAAGUCAACUCAACUCAACUCGUGCAUCUUCCAUGAAUCGUGAAGCACAAGCUGUCUGCACUGAUCUAGCAAGUUCGAACUGACGGGGCAUAAAACCAAUUUAAUUUACCAAUUAAAGCAAAAGCACCACUCGUAAUAGGCCGAAAACUCUAUGGCGCUACGGCACAGACAGUGUCAGACACUACAGGCGGACGACCUUCCUCUUGCGGGGCGGCGUGCUACCUACUACCUAGGACAUCACCAUGGUGCCAUGGUGGUCACCUUGGGCCCCUUCCCAAGUGCUUGUCUGAACACUACCCUGAGCCACGCGGGCUGUCCUGCCACCUUGUCAUGUAGUGUUUCUACACCUCCGUUAUUUAUUGCACAUUUGUUAGCUAGGUAUUUUAUUUCUUUUAUAUAUGUAUAUAUUGUUUUCAAGGGUAGGGGGCAACAUGCAUCCCCUUUAUUGUGAGAAGUAGCUAUGCUAUGCUUGCAGGGGUACCCCGUAUAGGCUUAGGAGUAGUGGUAGGGGUCGAUAGUGAAAGGUGAAAUUGAGAGAGGAAUAUAGCUUAGUUAAUAGAUCGAUUCGAUGGGCAGACUGCCUUGUACAGAUUUGCAGCAUUGCUGUAGAAUUGCUUUGUUGUCAAGGGCACUGUUUAGAAUUGUUCGUCUGAUUGCGUCUAGAUUCGAACCUGGGUCCUUGUUUCAACAGCUCCAUUGGUUGUACCAACUGAGCUGGUAUAGGCCCAUCUCGGUGCCACAACAGUGUGUGUUCGCCCCAACAUUAGAACAACAAAAUCGAAUAAAAGAGCAAUGCCAAUGCCUCCUCGUUCAUUAGAAGCAGGGCCUGGCCCACUACAGAAAAUUCUACAUGCAUUUGGACGCUUUCAAAUCGUUGGACUCGUCCGAAUGCACCUGGUCCAGAAAGCGUGCAGAUGCAUGCAUAAUAUUGAGUACUGGAGCCACGAGCGGAUAAGAAAAAAUGACGAAGAGUACCUAGACUAGUGGUGAUGCAUCAUCUCGUUGCAUCGAUAGGGUACAACAGAAGGAGAAGAUUUAGAGCAUUGUGAGAUGAAUCAUCAAACUAGAUUUGAACCGUGGAGCCUUCCCCUAAAUUCAGCGUGAACCAACCACCCAAGCCCAUAUGGCUGAAUGCUACAUCGAAUCAUCGAUGAACUGUUGCUAUACGGACCUGAGUUGGAAUCGUUCGUGUGAUCAGUUGAAUGGAAAACCUGGGGCAUAUCAGUUUGAUGAUGAUACCUCAAGGCCGUCACCAUUUCCGGGGAAAGAAAAAAAAAAAAAAAAAAAAAAAAGGAGUUCAGCGUCAGCAGUGGAGGAACGGAUAAGCCUGUGCUGGUCUAAAGAGGAUGCCGUGCUGUCUACCUAGUACCCACCGUUUCCUUUGAUAGAGCGCAUGUUAAGCAUCCAUCAGGAGCAUAAUGAGCAUGAGGUCUCAGUUCUGAGGCGCAGCAGAAAAGUACGCGGGACAAAGGCAGGGAGGAGGGGGGUGUCUUCUGAGGGGGCUUACACAAAAAAAAAAAAGUAAAAAAAAAAGUGAAAGAAGUACGCGGGACGCGGGCUCGGCCUAUCAUCCUCAAGGCUGUCGCCUUUCAAAGUGAAAAAGCCAAAAACAGGACACCCCUUGUGGAUAUCUUGUUCGGAAGCAGCCUCGGGGAUUGUGACAACGUGUGGGACUGAGUACUAGACGUAAGUCACGUAACGGAGCAGCAGCGGCGUAUCUAAGCAGGCUAAGCAGCUGCUAUGUCCCCAAGGAGAAGGACCAGACGUGUUUCCUUCAUGCAGGCGAAACCCAUUACCUUCAAGCCGAUUUGCAAAAGCCACGACAGCUGCACCCGGGUCUGGGCACUGGUCGGUCAGGAUACCAGUGUUUACCACUGUG